Amphimedon queenslandica is the source of this 2418-nucleotide messenger RNA. RefSeq lists its product as uncharacterized. The record is from RefSeq and is a predicted model, not a curated record. The coding region runs from base 452 to 2245 and encodes 597 amino acids. NCBI's taxonomy places the organism in Eukaryota, Metazoa, Porifera, Demospongiae, Haplosclerida, Niphatidae. The transcript has 8 exons.
AGAAACUGACAUAACACUUCUCUUCCUGUACACUAUGCAGUGUUGCUUUUAUACAUUUGGCCUCAUUUUGAUGCUGUUUAAUUUGCUGUGGACCCAACAAAAUAAGGACUUGGCAAAGGUUGCACAGCUAGCUAGAUGCUACAAGCAUCCUGUCAGUAAUAACCUUCAGACCACAAUGGGAAGGAUCUUGCCAGUCAGUACCUUAUUUGGUCAAAAUAAGGAUCAGCUUGAUCCUAUAAACUUGAAAUAUAUUUUGAGUACUUCUCAGUCUCAGUUUUAUCUGUUUGCUACCCAGGCCUUCUCUACCUGAGCAAGUCAAAAUUCCUAUUUAAAAGUGCUCUUCUAAAAAGUGUGUCGUAUUUCAUUUCAAUUCUCUAAUUCUGUCAAUAAUAAAUUAUUACCAGUGGCUGCAUUACCAAGGAGCCUGUAAAGAGGGUAUAAUCACAUUAUUAUGACUACAAAAAUUUGCAUUUUUGUAAAAGUUAUUGGUGUACGAUCUCCCAAAGAAUACACAUGGGAAUGGAAUACAUCUACUUCAGAGUCACUAAAUCUAUAUAAAUUUGUUCGUUUAAACUUAAUACAUAAAAAACGUAUACAUCAAAAAGAUACUAUGCAUCUUUGGCAUAAAGAUGAGAAAAUUCUCAAUGGAGAAAGCCCAUGUAGUAGUUAUGAAAGGAACAGUAAGGAUAUAAUAGAGUUGCACUUGAUUGUUGUAACCAGACUCGAAGUUAGCAUUACACUCAAGAUUAAAUUUCAAAACAAAGAACUUAAAGACAAAAUUCCGUUCAAUGUAAAAGAUACAAUAGAAACUCUACUAAAAUACUUUGGUCUGCUACCAGAAAAGGUUGUGAAAUUAAUGGAAGGAGAUGAAGAAGUCACACAUGAAGAGUUAAUAGUUGACACUCCUUUCUACAAAGGAUUAAUAAUUGAAUAUGAUGACGAACCACCACGGAAAUGUAAAAUCAUAAUGAUGCAAGAUACUAUUGGUCGUCCAAGUGAUUAUGGAAAGGAUCCAAAGGAAACAAAGACAAGAAAAGAAAAACUCCAAAAAGAAGGCACACCAAUCUGUGAUCAUCGUGAUGAUGUUAUUGGCGAUGACAUCACGUUAUAUUACCCAGGGUUCCAGAAAUUCAUUGAAGAUUCUAAUGAUGCUAGCAUUGUGCUGGAAAGAGAAGAUUACGAAUUCGCAAAACGAAUGUGCACUGAAAUGUCAAAGUAUUUUAAUACUGAAGAACCUCGACAUAAUGAGUUUUUCAAAAUAUUGAGUCUGAAAUUCAAAACGUUAAAAGGUGAACUUGUCCAUGAAAAUAAAGGGUAUAAGGUGGAUAUAUCAAUUGGUACAGAAUGUUACAUACUCAUUGAGGUUAAGAAUGAGAGUGGCGAUAGCUAUGCACAAGUCAUUGGGUAUUAUGUACAAUCUUUAAAAGGUAAAUAUCCAGAUCAAUGUCCAGCCCCAGCUUAUCUCCUAGAAUUAGUCGGUCCACAGUUAUCCAUAUCAGGUGCUGUGUUUGGCAAAUACGUAUUUGUUGAUAGGCUAGUCGAUUCUGUUUGGCUCGUACCUCAUCAAAACGAAGAAGCAACCAUCAGGGUUGCUAGAAUACUCAAAGCUUUAAAAGAUGCCAUUAGAGAAAUACAGGCCUAUUAUAAAAAUAAUACUAGAAUAGAUAACCCAGAAUUUCCUGUCUUUCAAUCAUGCGAUAAAGGUAGCAUUCAAUAUAAGGAAAGAAUGAAGAGGCACAUCUUUAAAGGUACCCUCACAUAUAACAAUGGUGAAGAGGUUGAUGUAAUCAUCAAGUUUACAAAGCGAUACUGCCGUGAAGCACAUGCUCUAAUGUACAAAGAAGGAUGUGCACCUCAACUAAUCCACUAUGAAGAGAGAGUAGGAGGAACUCAAUACACAGCAGUUGUCAUUGAAUACAUUGAUGGAAUUAUGCAUCUUGAUGAAUACUUAAAAGAAUAUCCAGAUAAUAAAAGCGAACCUGAACCUUUUCAAGAUGCACUAAAGGUAUUGCAUGAUCAUGGAUUCUGUCAUGGCAAACUAACUUCAAAUAACAUUUUCAUGGAAUUUAAAGAUGGCAAAGAUUAUAUCAACAUAGUUAAUUAUGAGUGGGCAGGAAGGAUAGGAGAAGCAAGGUACCCAUUUUCAGCCGAUAUUCCAGACGGAAUUGAACCUGGAGAUCUUAUCUCAAAAACAUGGGACAGGGCACAACUAGAUAAAUUUUUUGAUAGCACUGACUCUAGAUAGAGCCUCUAGCUCAGCUAGCUCUACUAGUAGUCCUUAGUUACUAAUUAUUUUUCUUAGAAUACAUUUAGUAUUAUUAUUGUCAUUUUGUCAUUUUAGGUAUUUCACUAUUUUUAAUGAAAUUUCUUUUCAAUGAUUUGUGAAAGUUUUGCUUACAAUUAAAAAUAAUAUUUUAA